AUUUUAACCCCACGGCUUGAGAUACGCAUUAACUGGAACACGAGAUGAGAACGUGGAUUAUCCUGGUAGCGUGCAGUAUAGCCGCUGUAACCGCCUUACAUCGGUACAAGCGAAGAGCAUACGAGCUUCCAGAUGGAGCUGAGUUACUUGUUGGAAAUAUUCGAACUACGUUUUCGUGCCCUGGGGAUGGCUAUUAUGCUGACGUGGACAACGACUGUAAGAUAUUCCACGUUUGUCAUACGGUCACUCAUGCUAAUGGUCCAUCGGAGGUUCAACAGUGGAGUUUCCUGUGUGGAAACCUUACGUUUUUUAACCAGUUGACCCUAACCUGCGGUUUUGCAGAUGAAGUGGUACCGUGUGUUAACUCUACAUACUUUUUUUAUGUUAAUGAUAACAUCGGCCUUAAAGACACUCUCUUCCUGACAGAGCAGGACAUAGAAAAGGCUGUUCCGCUGAAGGCUCGUAUUCUUCCUCCAGAUUUACGUAUUCUUGCGAGCCAAACAGUUUUAAAAAAAGCACAGAAGGCCGUGUAA
Molecule: messenger RNA, 533 nt
Organism: Limulus polyphemus (Atlantic horseshoe crab)
Lineage: Eukaryota; Metazoa; Arthropoda; Merostomata; Xiphosura; Limulidae
Exons: 4
Coding region: 45-533 (162 amino acids)
Cellular component (GO): extracellular region
Molecular function (GO): chitin binding
Source: RefSeq, a predicted model, not a curated record